AUGCAAAUUGAAGACGCUAUUGACUGGCACAACGUGGUGAUUCGUUACUUAACAAUGAAAGGGCAGACCGAUGCUGGUAUGUUUGAAAAGGAUUCCUCUCAGACUGAGGAUGCAAUCAAUGCAGAACAUUUUAUGGUUUUUGUUUUGUCGCCAAAAAGAUCAGCCAUGCCAAAUUCAACAGUUGAACCAAAUCUUACAGACAUGUCUACAAUCAGCCUUGCCAAUGAGACUCACGACCACAAGGAGCCCUACUUACAUAAACUGGCGCACCUUGAUGAAGCACUCUACAAUGAUUACUACAAUCUCUGGCUUGCCUUAAUGAUAAUUAAUGUUUUCAUAUUUGUAGUUGGCAUUGUCCUCAACAGCGUUGCAUUGUAUGUGUUCUGUUUUCGUACCAAGACCAAAACAACAUCUGUCAUCUAUACCAUAAACCUAGUAAUCACGGAUUUGAUGGUGGGUUUGUCCUUGCCAACGAGGAUAAUAAUGUAUUACAGUGGUGGUGAAUGCCUGACAUGCUCUUUUGUGCAUGUUUUCAGCUAUUUUGUGAACAUGUACUGCAGCAUUCUAUUCUUAACUUGCAUCUGUGUGGACAGGUACUUGGCCAUAGUCCAAGUGGAAGCUUCACGCAAAUGGAGAAACCCUCAUUACGCCAAAGGGAUUUGCGUUUUCAUCUGGCUAUUUGCCAUUAUUGUCACUUACUCGAUUCUCACCACAGCAAUCCAAUACGCCUCUUGUUGCCUGUCUAAGCUCUUUGCUCUUACAGUGUUUGAAUACUUUUUGCCUUUAGUGAUCAUCACGGUGUUCACCAUUAGGAUCAUGUGUGCCCUGGCCAAACCAAACCUUAUGCAGCAGAGCAGGGAAAGGCGUAUGAGAGCUGUCCAGCUUCUGGUCACUGUACUGGUUAUCUUCAUGAUCUGCUUCACACCCUUUCAUGUCCGCCAAGUAGUGGUCUAUGCAAACCCUAAACUGCCUCUUCACAUCAGCUUAAUAGUGUACCACGUCACAGUGACCUUGAGCAGCCUCAACAGCUGCUUGGAUCCUAUUGUCUACUGCUUUGUUACUAAUAACUUCCAGUCCACCGUGAGGAACAUCUUUGUCAAAGUUGAGCCUGAACAGAACAGCGGCGAGGUAAUCAGUGUACAGAAGAGCUCCAAGGUAUCCACUGGAAAGUCGGUAGUUUCAAGCAUGAUGAUGAACGGCCCUGCACGAGACAGUGAACAGUGA
Molecule: messenger RNA, 1224 nt
Organism: Hemiscyllium ocellatum (epaulette shark)
Lineage: Eukaryota; Metazoa; Chordata; Chondrichthyes; Orectolobiformes; Hemiscylliidae
Product: G-protein coupled receptor 20-like
Exons: 2
Coding region: 1-1224 (407 amino acids)
Biological process (GO): phospholipase C-activating G protein-coupled receptor signaling pathway; positive regulation of Rho protein signal transduction
Cellular component (GO): membrane
Molecular function (GO): G protein-coupled receptor activity
Source: RefSeq, a predicted model, not a curated record